AUGCUACAUUUACGAGUAGCAUGUUACAGUCCAAUUGGUUUACAUCAUUUCGGUGUGUUGAGUGCCUCUAUCUUGAGGAACGUAUCGCUUACUAGAGGACCAUUGACACUUUUUCAGGCUAAACUUGCUAGCAAACGUUUCGUCUCCACAGAUAUUCAGGAACAAGAUCAACAGGCUGGUGAAUCUAUCACAGCUACAGAUACAGGUGUCAUUCAGAAAACUGAUCGCGAAACUUUGAUUUAUUUUGACAAUGUAUAUCCAAGGGCCACGUCUCUAUGGAAUCCUACUCAAUGGUACAAUUUACUAUUGGCUAGACAAACAAGAGAUUCUGUGAGAAAGAAGAUACAGAAUUAUGCUUCUCCAAUCGAUAAUCCUAUUCAUGGGUUGCAUUUACAAUCAACUAUCCCUGUUAAGAGAGACGGCGGGGUCUUUGCUGUAUUCUUGGUUCCAUUUGGCUACACAAAAGCUGAAAUAAAUACUGCUAUUCAAAAAAACACGUCGAAAGAAUCUUCGAAAUCUAUUUUAUCAUUUUUAACAAAGGCCACAGCAUUUCCGGUAAAAGGUAAGCCUUGGAUCGAAGAUUUGAAGAGACUGCCUUCUACAGUAAUUGAUGUAAAAUUUCAAGGCCCUGCAUUGACAGAAGAAGAGUUAUACUCAUUAUUUAGAAGAUAUGGAACUAUUUUGGAUAUUUUUCCUGUUGAUUCAACUACAAACCACGCAAAGGUGAAGUAUAGAUCCCUCAGGGGUGCCAUAUGUGCCAAGAAUUGUGUUUCAGGAAUGGAAAUUCACAACACAGUAGUUCACAUCCAAUAUGAAAAAGAAGUUGAGAAAGGCCAUAUUUUAAGAAAUUUUUUUGUAAAUCAUAGUAGAAUUUCAAUUCCCGUAUUAAUUGCUUUAUUUUCUAUUCUAGCAGUUUUGAUUUUCGAACCCAUUAGAGAAUUCUCAAUUGAACAAAAAAUCACCCAUAAAUAUUCAAUUUCAAAAGAUAAUGUUCUCGUGAAAAGAUUAAGAAAAUUUACUUCUUCUACCAUGUCUAAUUUAAGAGGAUAUUGGAGAUUAGAAGACUCUAAGAGCCUUGAGAAACAUCUUUGGGAUGACCGUGUGGAAAAAGUAAACGAUUUAAAAAUGUGGUUAGAGGAAAAUAAUAAUACAUUCGUUAUCAUUCGUGGCCCAAGAGGCUCAGGAAAGCAUGAAUUGGUCGUGCGCCAUACUUUAAGUGAUCGCGAAAAUAUGUUAUAUCUUGAUUGUGAUAAGUUAAUUAAAUCAAGAACUGAUGCAAAAUUUUUAAGAAAUGCUGCAACACAAUUAGGAUAUUUCCCAAUUUUCCCAUGGUUUAAUUCAUUCACUAGUAUCAUUGAUUUAACUGUUCAAGGUUUGACUGGUCAGAAGAGUGGUUUAUCUGAAACAAAAGAAUCACAAUUCAGAAGCAUGCUAACUACCUCAUUAGCAUCUAUCAGACGUAUUGCGUUAAAAAAUUAUAAGCCUAUCAUAACACAGGAUUCUAAUGAGAUUAAUAUUAAAGAGGAAGAUUAUCUACAACAACAUCCUGAAGCCAAACCUGUAGUUAUCAUUGAUAGGUUCGAAGGUAGAUCAGAAAUCAAUGGAUUUAUUUAUAAGGAAUUAUCGGAUUGGGCUUCUAUGUUAGUUCAAAUGAACAUUGCUCAUGUUAUUUUCUUAACGGAGACAGUUGCAUGCAAUCAACAGUUAGCCGAAUCUUUACCAAAUACUGUCUUUAAAACUUUGGUAUUAUCAGAUGCUUCAAAAGAAAAUUCAAGAGGUUAUGUAUUAUCUCAAUUAAAGGAUAAAUUUACUGUUCCAGUCCCUGGAAAUGAAAACGUUGAUGAAAAAAAGCAGGAGAGUGCUGAUAAUACUGAUAAUUCGGAAGAAGGUUCAAAAUUAACUGCAUUAAGUGAACAAGAUAUCCAUGAGAUUGAUAAUGCUUUAGAACCACUGGGAGGGAGAAUGCUGGACUUACAAGCAUUUGUUCGUCGUGUAAAGUCAGGGGAAGAACCUAGCGAAGCAUUAGAUAAAAUGGUUGAACAAGCUGCAGAGCAAAUCACACAGAUCUUUCUAAGCGAUAGCGUGGAUGGUGUCAAAAGUGCACAAGCCUGGGAAUUAAUUGAAAUGUUAAGUGAAAAUUCCGUUGUUUCAUUCGAUAAAAUUAUUUUCAAACCAUUGUUCAAAUCUGCACCAGAACUGGGUAUCAUUGAAUUAGAAAAUAGUGGAUUGGUAACUGUUUCAAGAGAUAGAGGUGUAUUAAAAGAAAUUCGACCUGCCAAACCUCUAUACAGAGCUGCAUUUUUCUAUUUAGUUACAGAUAAAACCUUAUCCAAAAUUUUAAAGACAAGAUACCUAUUAAAAGUUAUUGCAUUUGAAACUAAAAGAAUUAAAAAUUGGGAAGAUGAAUUGAAGCCCUUAUCAAAAGUUCCAGAUCAAAAACUCUUUAAACCACGUCUACAAUAUCUUUCUGGGAAGAUUGUUUUGAGUAACCAAGUGAUUAACGAUUGUGAGGCUGAAAUUAAAAAUCUUUCUAAGCCAAAGAAAUGA
This is a messenger RNA of Henningerozyma blattae CBS 6284, 2547 nucleotides long. RefSeq names its product Yme2p (gene YME2). Gene Ontology annotation, cellular component: mitochondrial inner membrane. Lineage: Eukaryota; Fungi; Ascomycota; Saccharomycetes; Saccharomycetales; Saccharomycetaceae. The transcript has a single exon. Gene Ontology annotation, molecular function: RNA binding. The coding region runs from base 1 to 2547 and encodes 848 amino acids. The record is from RefSeq and is a predicted model, not a curated record.